GAUCCCUACCUUUCCUCACCUUCAUUCAUAUGGACUACUCAUCUUUCAAGAGAUAAACCAUCCGCUUCAGUGUAGUUGGCUAGUCGCUCCACCAUUUUCAGUAUUCAAAACAAUCAAUCACCAUGCAAGCUAUUGGCUGUCUUCCAUUUCAUCUAAUCUUAUAUCACCACCCUCACACCAUCCCAUCGUCGGCAGCCAAUCUUCAGGUCCCUGCUUUUUCUUCUCCGGUUUAUUGUUGUCAAUUUCCACGUCUUGCCUCUCUGAGUCAAAAGAAUGAGUCCAAAAAAAUGGUUUAGGACGAUAAUCAGACUGAAGAAAAAGGAAAACAAAUCAAAACAACAAGAAAAGGUGGAAUCUAGUGUUGAAACGGCAGAUGAGUCAAACAACAUCCCCGUUGAAGCUCCAGCGUUAAAUCGAGCAGUUCCAACAAGGUUGAUUGAAGAUAUUGCUGCUACUCGCAUUCAAAAUGCAUUUCGUUCAUUCAUGGCAAGGAGAUCUCCAAAAUCUAAUUUUAAUAAUCUGAGGGGAACCGAGAAAUUUGAAGCUUUGAUUCAAGAUCACCUGGCGAGAGAGCAAACAGCAACUGCACUAAGCUACAUACAUUCAUGGUGUAGAAUACAGGACCAAAUUAGAGCCCGCAGACUCUGUAUGGUAACAGAAGCCAAGAUCAAGCAAAAAAAGCUAGAAAACCAGUUGAAGCUGGAGGCCAAGCUUCAUGAACUCGAGGUGGAAUGGAACUGUGGGUCUGAAACAAUGGAGGAGAUACUUUCCAGGAUACAACAGAGAGAAGAAGCAGCCGUGAAACGAGAGCGAGCCAUGGCAUAUGCAUUCUCUCAUCAGUGGAGACCCAACUGCAGCCAAUAUAUUGGGCAAGCUUCUUUCAAUCUUGGCAAAGAAAGCUGGGGUUGGAGCUGGAUGGAGCGAUGGGUGGCAGCUCGCCCAUGGGAAAUUCGGAUUCGGGUUCAGGCCCCUAAAGCAAAGAAGCCCAAUGGACAGAACCGGACCAAAUCAGACAAGGUAACAACAACAACAGACCAGACAGAUAGUAGCACACCAGUUAUGGCUAAUGGGAAUGAAACUGGGAAAGCAAAGGAAAAUACUACAGGCUUGUCCAAGAACAGUCUGUCCAAGUAGUUUGCGCUGUUUGAGGUGGCAAAAAUCAAGGGUUGAUGGCUUUCCAAACCUGGGACAGAUCAAAAUGGCUUGAAAUGUUGGUCGGGUGUUCAUUUUGCACUUUUUAUUAUCAAUUUUGGAAUUGUGGCUUGGUGAGAAUCUGAUAUUCAGUGUGUAUAUUAGUGUUAGAAGACUUAUUUCUUCAGUGUUUUGCAUAUAACUAGAAUGUGUUUAGUUUUGCAUCUCCCUAGUGAUUCCUGGCUCUAGCUUGAAUACAAUUUACCAUCCUCUGCAUUUCAGGUCUAUCUUCA
This is a messenger RNA of Neltuma alba, 1424 nucleotides long. Its product is annotated as protein IQ-DOMAIN 1. The record is from RefSeq and is a predicted model, not a curated record. NCBI's taxonomy places the organism in Eukaryota, Viridiplantae, Streptophyta, Magnoliopsida, Fabales, Fabaceae. The coding region runs from base 274 to 1134 and encodes 286 amino acids. The transcript has 6 exons.